AUCUGCCUGGAGAUCAAUUUGCAGCGCACUAGAAAGUCGUUCGCAUACUUGCAGCCGGAAAGAGCCGUGGAUUGUCGCUACGACUAGCAGACUUCUGCGCGUAUCAAGCGACAGCAAAGCUCUUACAACAGCAUCGAUCUAAGUCACUAUGGAGAGCAGUACCCCUCCUCCGGUUUCAUUCGCCGAGCCGCGGGACUGGCAAGAUGUCAUGAAAAAUCGGUCUCGAUACAAGAUGCACGAAUUGAUCGAGAAACUGGGACUACGGGCGAAAUGGAGCUCGAACAAACGUGGCAAGACGCAGUUCGACAGCAAUGCGGUCAAGAGUCUCAUCACCGAUAUGGGACGCGUGACAGACGCUCUCCCGCAAGACGCCGAUGAGCUCCUUGCCUAUCUGGCAAAACCGAACAGCUUGAGCGACGAAGUAGAUGCCCUCGUUGAGAAGCAUGGUCCGGCGAUAUGGGGACGGGAUGUCAACCGAGACCAUCUUGUCCACGCCAGCGACCCCACUGUUCAUGACAUGUAUCCGAAAGAUUUGUAUUACGAGGAUGAACGGGACAGGGAGCAAAUACGCGCCUUGCUGCAUUGGUGGACAGGUAUAAAAGCAUGCAACCGUCUAUUGGCUCGCGAGCGGACGGGUCGAGACAGAAAGAAGAAGCAAGAACGACUACGAUUACGCGAUGAGGAUGGGACUGCACGGGAGCUCAGUGCAGUAUUUCCCAUAGUGUCGUCCGGUGGAGUGCUUAUUGCACCUGCCGGUCGCUCCGAGACGGUGCCUCUAUCCUACACAGCGUCCGCGCGACAUGCGCAGGCGCUCCGACUGGACACGACUUACAGCAACCCAGCGUCGCCCAUGAGCGGAACCCCGUUGCACUCCAAUGACAGUCCCGUCGUAGCCGGCUAUGGGGUCGGCAGCGACAGUUUUUACACAUUUCCUGCGAGAGAUGUGAAUGGGCCGCCCCGGCAAGGAAGGACUUUAUCUCCGCCCUUGGCACAUCACCUUGGGCAUGAAACUACCGUGCGACCGCAUAGAAGCACGCCACCCAUCUCCAGGCCACCGUCAUUACACCAACUUCGCGCCGAGAUAGGAUCACUUGUAUCGAAUUUCUUGGAAGACGACAAUAAUCCCAGAGCAGGACAGGAUGCAGCGCUGGCCAGUCGGGAUGGAGAGGCACAGCAAAGGAGCGACGGGCAGGGGCAGGCAUUGGAUGCAGAGACACUACAGGCGUUCCGCGUCUACAUUACGACGCACGAAGUCGGGCCCGGAUGGGACCAAGCAGUGCUACUUCGGCGCCUAGAGAGGGCAUGGCGAGACAAGAUUCGUGCGAGACAGAAGGGACCUGAGGGAGCAAACGCAGCACUAUUCGCUGCGCAGGACGGAGCCUUCCUUACGUGGAUUGAGCUCAAACGACACAUUGCCGACUUGAUCGAGGCCGGAAAGCGCUGGGAGGCCGAAGAUGAUCAGCAGGAUCCACAAGCGAUGCAAGACGACGAAGCGGCGCGCAUCGCUCGGGAUAACGAGCACAGGAACUUGCGGGCAGCUAGCCGCGACGUGGUGAGGACGUGGGACGACCUGAACCGGCGGUUCGCAGCCGACUGGCCCGGCGAGAGGGUGUCUGCGGAUGACGUGCUGCAGCAGGCCUUCCAGACGCUGGCGGGAGACAGCACGCUCGCGGCGAGCUCGGUGGGCGACACGGUGGAAUGGCUCCGGCAGCAGCUGGAGCAAUCUGCGGACGACGAGGGACAAGGCGACGAGGGCCUGCUGUACGUGCGCACAUAGCCUAUACAAGACAAGUAGGUGGCAGGGAGUCUCUACAGUACGGUAUUCGCUCUCGACAGCGAAAAGAAAGUGCUGGCUGGGUAUGCACGGACGACGAUAUGCGCGAUAUCGAAUAACAAUCAUCGGAUCGCGUACUAUUGGGCACUACUGGGUAUGGGGUAUUGGCACUCUCUGGUUGCGACUUGCAAGAUUGUUGGGUGGAAAGG
Molecule: messenger RNA, 1983 nt
Organism: Westerdykella ornata
Lineage: Eukaryota; Fungi; Ascomycota; Dothideomycetes; Pleosporales; Sporormiaceae
Exons: 3
Coding region: 149-1777 (542 amino acids)
Source: RefSeq, a predicted model, not a curated record